AUGGAUGGGAAUAGGAACAUUCCAAGUUCAUCGUCACGGACUGGUAGGGAGAGGGAAGGCGAUCGUCGAAGUGCGGCCCUAAACUUAAUAAUCAAUAGAAGCGCUCAAUGUGACAUCCGAAACGUGGCUCUUAGAACCGAACUGAGCACAUCAGGUGCCGGAAGGCCUAAUAGCCCUGAUCACCAUUCCAAGAUGGAGAGUGAUCUGCCUGUUCCAGACUACAAGUUAAUCCGUUGCAGGCUUUCCCAACCUCGUCGACAACAGCGGUUUAGAACUUUACAGUGCUGUGCUUUUGAACCAGAUCCAGUUUAUCCCGAAUUGACCAAUUCUAUUGCUGCAAUCUGCGGCGCCGAAGCCCUCUAUUUACUUGAUUGCUCAACAGGAGUGAUGAUGUACGAAAAUUUUUUUCCGGAAGAGAAUUUUCGAGCACUGGCAUGGACAACACUUAAACUGCACAACGGAGAGAACUUGAACGUACUUGCCGCCGGUGGAGAUAUGAGGAGCAUUCGUCUGCUUCACUCUCCCAACUUAGUUACUUACGCUGUCCUAUUGGGACAUUCAUUUGGGAUAACUUGCCUAACUUUUCAUCCCAAAAAACCGAGCCUUCUCUUCUCUGGCGAUCGUCAGGGCUACGUUUAUGUAUGGAAUUUAGGCAUUCCAACCAAGCUUAACUGCUCUAACACGCUUUUAAUGCAGUUUAAAUGUCCUUGUCCAGAUUUCUACCCAAUCCUGAAUCUCGUUGUCAUGCCAACUUAUGACACUCUUUUGGUCAGCUGUGGAGAUAGCAUUUUCGCGUGGGUUAUUAACGAUCUCAGGCAAAUUUCCCAAAAGGAAAAAGAGCCCCCUGCGUCAUUGCAAAUUAAAGUACCUACACAGCGUGGGCCCUGGUUCGAUGGUUUGGUUCGUAUCUCGGAUAAACUUAUUGUUGUGAACUCCAUAGAAGAGGGGGCUAGCUAUGUCAUUGACUUCACGCAAGUUGUAAGCAAACUUUUCAAUCCUAAUAUUGAAUCUAUGACUGUGGAAGUAUUGGGCAAAUUGCGAUGGUUAGAAACGGAGGAUAUUUAUGUUACUAUCAAGGCUCGGCCUGGUGUAGGCGCUGUUUUCAGCGGCAAUAACAAGGGUGGUGUCUGGAUUUACGAUGUUUUCCGAUAUGUCUCUAACGGUGGUCCUCAUCCCAAGUUUGACAUACCGCCUAUCAAGGUAAGACUUUAA
This is a messenger RNA of Rodentolepis nana, 1212 nucleotides long. The record is from the annotation of a GenBank genome assembly. NCBI's taxonomy places the organism in Eukaryota, Metazoa, Platyhelminthes, Cestoda, Cyclophyllidea, Hymenolepididae.